Molecule: messenger RNA, 996 nt
Organism: Alligator sinensis (Chinese alligator)
Lineage: Eukaryota; Metazoa; Chordata; Crocodylia; Alligatoridae
Gene: NT5DC2
Product: 5'-nucleotidase domain containing 2
Exons: 10
Coding region: 142-996 (284 amino acids)
Molecular function (GO): 5'-nucleotidase activity
Source: RefSeq, a predicted model, not a curated record
CCCCCUGCCGUGCCCGGCCGCGUCCGGAGAGCCGCCGAGCCCGGGCCCGCCGCCGCCACCGCCACCGCCUCCCCGAACAGCGUGGCCGGCCCUGCCGAGGCCGCCGACACCAAGUCCUACUUGUGGGCCAGAUACCACGAGAUGAAGAAGCUGGUCUACGAUCUCCUUCCACCAGGGGUCUGCAAUCUCCUUAACCCUGCAGCUAUCUAUGCAAAUAAUGAAAUCAGCCUGGGAGACGUUGAGAUCUAUGGCUUUGAUUAUGAUUAUACAUUAGCACAAUAUUCUAAUUUAUUACACUCGAUGAUUUUCAACACUGCCAGAGACAUCUUAAUUGAACAGUACAAGUAUCCAGAAGGGCUUGGGAAAUAUGACUACAUUCCAGGAUUUGCCAUACGAGGACUUCACUAUGAUGUAAAAAAGAGCCUUCUGAUGAAGAUUGAUGCUUUCCACUAUGUCCAGUUGGGCACUGCAUAUAGGGGGCUAAGACCUGUGCCUGAUGAAGAGGUUAUUGAGUUGUAUGGGGGUACACAACACAUCCCUCUGUACCAGAUGAGUGACUUCUAUGGCAAGGGUCCUUCAUUGAAACAAUUCAUGGACAUCUUCUCUCUUCCUGAAAUGACACUGUUAUCUUCUGUUAUUGAUUAUUUCCUAGCUCAUGGCAUUGAGUUUGACCAGAUUCAUCUUUACAAGGAUAUAUCUGAUGCCAUUAAAGAUGUUCAUGUAAAAGGAAUGAUGUACCAGUGGAUUGAGAAGGACAUGGAAAAGUACAUUCUCCAUGGAGAUGAAACUUAUGCCGUACUAAACCGACUGGUUAAUCAUAACAAGAAGCUUUUCCUCAUCACGAACAGCCCGUUUAGCUUUGUAGAUAAAGGAAUGAAACACAUGGUUGGCAAGAAUUGGCGGGACCUCUUUGACAUGGUCAUUGUGCAAGCUGAUAAACCCAACUUCUUCACUGAUAGACGCAACCACUUGGAACACAACACACAUUACAGCUGA